AUGACAAAGCACACUUCACUGAGUGACAGUGCACAUGAGCUUGCAGGCCGACGAUCAGCGCGGAGCCAUCCGGCAACUGCCACAGCAGCUGCAUCUGCCACUGCCGCAUCUGCCCCGUCAGCCCCUCAGGCAGCAGCAGCUCCCCUGCCGGAGCUGAGCGCAGAGGUACGCCGCGACACGGCUGUCCUCGAGGCUCGCACAGAGGGAGGUGCAACCGCGCGCGCUUAUGUUCUCGGAGUCUCCCAUGUGUCCCGGGAGAGCUGCGAAGAAGCCGCUGAGCUCAUCCGCGCCGUGCGGCCGGAGGUGGUUGUGCUCGAACUGUGCAAGGACCGGCUGCGGCUGCUGCUGGACCAGGACAACCCAGGCAAGCGGCUGUGGCAUACGCCGCGGGUGAAGAUCUCUGGAAUUCCCGAGGGCGAGGCAUGGCCCACCCCGGAGCAGCUCAUCUCCUUGCUGCGCACCGCUCCUGGCCGGCCUGUCGCCACACAGGACAUAGAGGGGGACUGCGGCCGGUUAUUGGAGACGGGUCUGUUUUCGCGCGCACGGCCGACCACGCAGCUGCCCAUGGCGACUCAGGCGCCUGAUUUCGUGCGCGACAGAGACGGCCACCUCAACCCCGUCAUUCCCCUCAAUCAGGUGGAUUUCACGGUGACUGAGAGGAAGCUGCCGAAGCUGGCGUCCUUCACUCUGCGCGUGGACUCGAGCCUUGGGGAGGGGCUGCAGUUACCGGAGGAAACCAGCGCGCAGCUGUGCUCGGAGGCUGUGGCGUCCGGUGAGGCCGGCAGCACCGCGGAAGUUUGCCUGCGCAUGCUGCCCAAGCUGGAGUCUCUGGCGGCAGCCCAUUCCCAGGGGCAGGUUGCGGAGGUGGUGUACCGGGGCAUCGAGUCGGGGCAGAUAGAGGCGGUUUUCAAGCAAGCAACCCCAGAGUCCCUGGCGCGGCCCUACCGCACAGGCCUUGAGGGCAGCGCGGUUGGAGGCGAGGGUCCGGGGAUAGAGCCAUUCAGGCCAAAUCGGGGCCCGCUGCAGCUGAGCAAGAACCUGAUCAUCGAGAAUCUGGCCAAGGUUCUGGAAGUGGCCCCAGAGACAAUUGACACCGUCGCAGACACCGCUGUGGUCGGCGAAGGCGCAGAGACCGGUAACGUGUGGCGGCCGUGGUCUGACGAGGAAGCCCAGCAGGCAAUAGACAAGGAGAACGAGGAGGAGGAAAAGAACAGUUGGUCGGAGCAGUUUGCGCGCGCUCUCACCACAGCGUACGCAGCACAGCAGAGCGCCGCUGCCGCCAAGUGCGACGUGUCAUCCGGCGAAGUCUGGCGGGUCGCGCUUGAGGCCGCCUCAAAUGUUGGCGCCAAGCAGGUGCACAUGGGCGACUUGCCGUCAAACAUCAUGGCACAGCGAUUGGGUGAUGGUGUCUGGAAGGCAGCUCUGAUCGGCGCUGGCCUCGUUGUGGCUGCGGCAUCCGCUGCUAUCGCCGGAGAGCUCACCCACCGACUGCCAGAGGGAAGUGAAGCGCUGGCAGCUGGGGCCGUAACAGCAACAGCGCUAUUAGCUGCGUUCCCAAUCGUCAGCCCCCUGGUGCAGAUCUGGCUGCUGGCGCAGAAAUCCAAAGAGGAGAUUGAAGACAUUGUGCGCUUGAAGGAGCCGCUUCAGGGGGAAAAUAUGGAUGCGCCGGUGGAGAUAUGGGGCGAGGAUGCGCUGCUGCAGUGGCCGGGCGCUCGGCAGCCCAUAAUCGCAGAGCGCGACGCCUACAUGGCUCGCACCAUCUGGGCUGCUGCCACCGGCGCACCGGCCGCCCCGGCUUACAUCGCCGACAACGACGCCGGCAUGCGCGUGUGGCGCUACGUCAUCCCAGAGGGGGGACCCGCGGCGGCGGCGGCACCCGGUUAUGGUGAUGGAGAAUACAAGCCGGCGGGGCCCGUAACUGCGGUGGUGGCUGUAGUGGGGUCUGCGCAUGUGAGGGGGAUUGCACGUGAGUGGGAGCGGAUAGGGGGCAAGGCUAAAUGCCUGCAGUCAUUGAAUGACCUUCUUGGCGACAAUUGA
Messenger RNA from Coccomyxa subellipsoidea C-169, 2037 nucleotides. RefSeq lists its product as hypothetical. Bases 1 to 2037 code for a protein of 678 amino acids. The record is from RefSeq and is a predicted model, not a curated record. NCBI's taxonomy places the organism in Eukaryota, Viridiplantae, Chlorophyta, Trebouxiophyceae, Coccomyxaceae. The transcript has 11 exons.